AUGUUUGUUCUCAUGCGAUGGGCCCAAAAGUUCUACCCAUUCAAGAAUAGCGACUGUCUAAGGGAACAAGACGAUGGGAAGGAGAAAGUUGGGCAACCAGAGCAACCUCGACUAUUCCCUACUCUGGGUGACCUGCAGCGAACCAUGGACCCGUUAGUAGCAGUGCAAGUCUACAAUUAUAACAGCAGUCCCAUCUGCCGACUACCGGAUGAACUCCUGCUUCAUAUCAUCCACUUCCUAGGCGACGAUAUUCUCGCCAUGCACUGCCUCCGGCGUGUCUCCUGGAGUUUCCGGCGUCUUAUCAACAAAUCGGAUAUGAUGAACCCCCUUUUACUCCAACUAUCAUUGACAUACGAGAGUUUGAGUGAAUCUUCUUGGAGCCUCCCGGCCAACCUGAGGGAACAACUUCGACAGCGGUUACAAAGAGACGGGAUGUGCGACGAGUGUAAGCUCUGGUGCGAUGUCCCCGUCAAGGGAUGGCUCAAACAAAUUAUCCAGGCUUCCAACCUUAGCAAUCUUAACCACAAUCGAGCAUAUUGGAGUCACUGUAAAUUCGGAUUUAGGUCUCUGCGUGGCCGCCCUCAAUGCGAUACCUGUGGUAACCAUCAGGAUGUGCAAGCAUCUUCCUCCUCCUCUUCUAAGCACCAUCGCGGCGCAAGGGAGCGACAGUGUCUGGGCUGCCAAGGAGCCGUACAGCUGUGCGAGCAUAUCCAUAUAUCCUGGGCCACCAUUGAGGCGCAUCUAACGGACUGGCAGCAGCGCAAGCCUGGAGACUGGCAAGCCUGCUUCGACAACUUCGAUAUCGAGUGCCACGAUCCGAGUCACGACACACGUUGCAGGCCAGAGGAAGCCCCAACCUAG
Molecule: messenger RNA, 861 nt
Organism: Trichoderma virens Gv29-8
Lineage: Eukaryota; Fungi; Ascomycota; Sordariomycetes; Hypocreales; Hypocreaceae
Exons: 1
Coding region: 1-861 (286 amino acids)
Molecular function (GO): protein binding
Source: RefSeq, a predicted model, not a curated record